Messenger RNA from Silurus meridionalis, 1619 nucleotides. RefSeq names its product tRNA methyltransferase 5 (gene trmt5). The transcript has 5 exons. The record is from RefSeq and is a predicted model, not a curated record. Gene Ontology annotation, biological process: tRNA N1-guanine methylation; mitochondrial tRNA methylation. Bases 16 to 1473 code for a protein of 485 amino acids. Gene Ontology annotation, cellular component: cytoplasm; mitochondrial matrix. NCBI's taxonomy places the organism in Eukaryota, Metazoa, Chordata, Actinopteri, Siluriformes, Siluridae.
AUCAUUGGAUGUGAAAUGAUUUCAUUGAGACUUGGCAGGCUGCUCGCUCUGAUUGAUUUUCCUCACCCUGCUGGAGUUCAUCCCCUCGUCUCCUGUCCCAUCACAGCGUCUGAGGGCUGUUUCCCCUCCGCAUUGCGCGUGCAGUCGGUGAUGACGGACCCUGAGCUCAGCCUGUACCAGCCCCCCGCUGUGACACGAGGGAUGACUGUCUUGGAUCGUGACGCUUUCACACAGACGGUCGUGGUUCCUGCGAUACGGAUCCCCACCCGCAUCCUCAACCGACUCGUCAAGAGUCUGAAGAAGGUAGCGCUGCAGAGGCCGGGUCUCAAACGUGUUGUAGACGAUGACGAGGGGAAGGAGACAGACGGCGAGCACCGGCUGCUACUGUUGGAUCCUCAAAGAAUCAAAUCGGCCGAAUCAUUUAGCCAGGAGGAGUCAGCAGCACUAAAGGCAUUGGGGGUGGAGCCUGAGAUCCGACAUUACCCGCUCAAGCUGACGUACGAGAACCUGAAGAGCGAGGAGGUGCUACGCGCAGUGCUUCCUGAAGGGCUUGACGUAACUUCAGGGUUCAGCCGAGUUGGCCACAUCGCUCACAUGAAUCUCAGAGACCACCAGUUGGCGUACAAAAAUCUGAUAGGUCAGGUAAUCAUGGACAAGAACCCGGGCGUUACCUCUGUAGUGAACAAAACCAACACCAUCGACUCGACUUACAGAAACUUUCAGAUGGAGGUUUUAGCUGGAGAAAACGACAUGGUGGCAAAGGUGUGUGAAGAGAACGGCGUGUCGUACGAGUUUGAUUUCUCACGCGUGUACUGGAACCCUCGACUCAGCACGGAGCAUGAGCGCGUGGUGUCGAUGCUUCGCCGAGGUGACGUGGUGUUUGAUGUCUUCGCCGGAGUCGGACCAUUUGCCGUGUUAGCAGCGCGUCGUGGCUGCUCCGUCUUUGCCAACGACCUCAAUCCCGAGUCCUACAAGUGGCUUAAGCACAACGCAAAGCUCAACAAGGUCGACUCCAAGGUCACAACCUUUAACCUCGAUGGCCGGGAGUUCAUCCAAGGUCCGAUGCGAGAGCGUCUCCCUGACCUGAUCAAGAGCUCGGGUUCUUCAUCCGCUAUCCACGUGAUCAUGAACCUGCCAGCAUUAGCUCUCGACUUCCUGGACGCCUUCAGGGGCUUGCUGAGGGGAGGUGAGGGUGACCCGAAUCCUGACGAUCACGUCCUGCCAAGGCUGCACGUUUAUGGCUUCUCCAAAGAGGACGAGCCCGAGAGGGACGUUCUGGAACGAGCUGAACUCAAGUUAGGGACCUCGCUAAAGGGAAGGAGUGAAGUGCACAUGGUUAGAAACGUGGCGCCCAACAAGGAAAUGAUGUGUGUGAGCUUCAGCAUGCCGAAAGAUGUCCUGUAUGGAGAAGACCGGGUGGAGGAGGGAUGCUCAGAAGAACCGUCUCCGAAGAGGCCAAAAUACGAGACAUGAUAAUAAACUCAUCCAUAUGGACAAUCAGAAUCAUUCUUUGUUACGAUUUUGUUUUAUUAAAGAAGAGAUUUAUUCUCUCAUAAUGAUUGAGUUAUAAUGUUUAAUUUUUUUUUUUUAAAUCUGUAAAUAAACAAGUUACCACUGUU